GUGGAUAAACAAAAAAAAAUGAAAUGUGAAACACUGAUAAUAUUCUUAUUAAGAGCUACCAGAAGUAGUAAGGCAUUACCUCCAAUAUUCUGUUUUUGCAGCUGUUAGCCACUUUUAUAAUUCUUGAUUAAAAAAGAAGAAUCAUGUUUUAAAAAUGUAUUGAGCUAAUGAAACUGUUCCUUAAUAAAAACGCUUUCUUUUUGCUGAAGUUUGAUAAUGAUUCUUUGCCCCCCGGUUCUAAUGACAUAAGAGGGAGAAAAUGAGAAAUUUAUGUACAUUCAAACGACAGGAAGAAGUUGCGCUACUCUUCUAAUGUGGAGGCAAGAAAGGACGGGUGUGCAUGUCUCCAGUGUUUACAUUAAUGGCUACCAAAACGGAGUCAGAUAGCUCUCUUCGAUCGAAGAAAGAACUGACAGAAAAGUUCCUACAGCUUCGAAAACAAGCUCUGGAAGAUGGAGUAUACGAUAGCUACCUCCGUGAGGUGUUUUUAAAACAUGCCAACAAAGGUUCUACGAAGAGAUUCACUUUGUUUGGAUCCAGGAAGUUAUUCAUCGCUAGCGCUGUUUUCGUUGUACUGGGGAUCAUAUAUUACAACUGCCCCUUUACUUAUCAAGAUGUCUUAGACGAAUUUUAUACAAGCAGGUGCUUGGUUGAAAACAGUGCAAUACUUGGGGAGAUUGCCAGACCUCUUGCAGAUUGCGGUAUAUGCCGUGGCUUGAGUGAAGUCCCCAUCAUAAACAACUUAAGUGAGGAAGAAUUUGUUGAAAAAUACGCUUACACGGGCAGACCAGCGUUAGUGAGAGGAGAGACGGGGAACUGGACGGCAUUUGAGGUGUUUUCUUUUGACUACUUCAAGGAGUUAUACACAGAAACCCCAGAUGCAUUUGAGAUAACAGAAAAUGAAUGUCAGUUCUUUUCGUACCAGUCAAGGUUUUCUUCACUGGAGGAAAUGUUUAAUAUGUCCAAAGAGAGGGCAAAUUAUGAGGAAGGACAGGAGCACUGGUAUAUUGGCUGGAGUAAUUGUGUUGCUGAUGUUGCCAAAAAGUUGAGGAAGCAUUAUCAGAAGCCUCACUUUUUACCCAAGGACUCGGAAACCAGCUCUCUGGACUGGAUAUUUAUGGGCUGGUCAGGAGAUGGGGCAGCUAUGCACUUGGACCAGGUCCAGAGGCCGUCCUGGCAGGCCCAGAUCAAGGGAGAGAAGACCUGGUACCUCUUGCCUCCACCAGAGUGUGAAGAUGUCUGCAACGCGCUGGAAGUCACCGUGAAAAAGGGAGAUAUAAUUCUGCUAGAUACUAACCAGUGGUAUCAUUCUACAUAUAUCCACGAGGGAGAGAUGAGUAUCACCAUUGGUUCAGAGUAUGAUUAGACCCAAAUGGCCGAUGAAGCACCCUGAGUUUGUGAGGAAUUAGUAACGUUCAUGACAGACACAGGCUGGGAGGAGGAAACUGAAACUUGGGCUGGCUUUAAGAAAUAUAACAAAGACCAAGAGUGAAGUAGUGUGGAAUUUUUCCCCUGAAGGACUAAAGGAAAAUGUGAUCUCAAGAUAUUCAUACAUUCCAUGCACUGCUUUUUUCAAUUUAAAGUAUAAAUGGGGAUUUAUUCAUUCAGCUGUUUAAAUUUAUGCAAGUGGAAAUGAUAUACUUAAAGUGACUGUAUCAGUAUUGUUGAUACUUACUCGAUUUUAAAUAUGAUGCAGUGUUAUAGACAUAAAGAGCUAUUGCAAUUAUUUUUAAACUGCUUGCAACUUUUUUAUUUGAUUUUUAAAGUUACUUUAUAGCUGAAUGUUUUCUGCCUAUAAGCUAGGCUGUGUGUAGAAUUAUAUUUUUACAGAGGACUAUUAAAUAUAUUAUUACUUUA
This is a messenger RNA of Lingula anatina, 1857 nucleotides long. RefSeq lists its product as uncharacterized. Lineage: Eukaryota; Metazoa; Brachiopoda; Lingulata; Lingulida; Lingulidae. Gene Ontology annotation, molecular function: 2-oxoglutarate-dependent dioxygenase activity. The record is from RefSeq and is a predicted model, not a curated record.